Dama dama (fallow deer) is the source of this 3133-nucleotide messenger RNA. It is a transcript of the gene LIN9, whose product is annotated as lin-9 DREAM MuvB core complex component. Lineage: Eukaryota; Metazoa; Chordata; Mammalia; Artiodactyla; Cervidae. The coding region runs from base 22 to 1773 and encodes 583 amino acids. Gene Ontology annotation, cellular component: transcription repressor complex; nucleoplasm. The record is from RefSeq and is a predicted model, not a curated record. Gene Ontology annotation, biological process: regulation of cell cycle; regulation of transcription by RNA polymerase II; DNA-templated transcription. Gene Ontology annotation, molecular function: DNA binding. The transcript has 16 exons.
AAAGACAGUCUCCGCCCCACAAUGCACCGCGGCGGGCAGCCUUUGAAAAAGCGGCGCGGCUCGUUCAAGAUGGCGGAGCUCGACCAGUUGCCUGAUGAGAGCUCUUCAGCAAAAGCACUUGUCAGUUUAAAAGAGGGAAGCUUAUCUAACACAUGGAAUGAAAAGUACAGUUCUUUACAAAAAACACCUGUUUGGAAAGGCAGGAAUACAGGCUCUGCUGUGGAAAUGCCUUUCAGAAAUUCAAAACGAAGUCGGCUCUUUUCUGAUGAAGAUGACAGACAAAUAAAUACAAGGUCACCUAAAAGAAACCAGAGGGUAGCAAUGGUUCCACAGAAAUUUACAGCAACAAUGUCAACACCAGAUAAGAAGGCCUCACAGAAGAUUGGUUUUCGAUUACGUAAUUUACUGAAGCUUCCCAAAGCACAUAAAUGGUGCAUAUAUGAGUGGUUCUACUCAAAUAUAGAUAAACCGCUUUUUGAAGGUGACAAUGACUUCUGUGUGUGUCUAAAGGAAUCUUUUCCUAAUUUGAAAACAAGAAAAUUAACAAGAGUGGAAUGGGGGAAAAUCAGGAGGCUUAUGGGGAAACCACGGAGAUGUUCUUCUGCAUUUUUUGAGGAAGAAAGAUCAGCAUUAAAACAGAAACGGCAGAAAAUAAGGCUCUUACAACAAAGGAAAGUUGCAGAUGUUUCACAAUUCAAAGAUCUCCCAGAUGAGAUUCCUUUGCCCUUGGUUAUUGGAACCAAAGUUACUGCACGAUUACGUGGUGUUCAUGAUGGUCUCUUCACUGGACAAAUAGAUGCUGUGGAUACUCUUAACGCUACUUAUAGAGUAACAUUUGAUAGGGCAGGGCUUGGAACUCAUACUAUCCCUGACUAUGAAGUUCUUAGUAAUGAGCCUCAUGAGACGAUGCCAAUUGCUGCCUUUGGACAAAAACAGCGGCCUUCUCGAUUUUUUAUGACUCCACCACGGUUACAUUAUACUCCUCCUCUCCAGUCACCGAUUACAGAUAAUGAUCCCUUAUUAGGACAGUCACCUUGGAGAAGUAAAAUUUCUGGCUCUGACACUGAAACGUUAGGUGGUUUUCCAGUAGAAUUCCUUAUCCAAGUGAAUCUCACAGAUUUCCAUAAAACCCAACAACUCAAGACAGGAGACCAGUCCAGAGCUCUGGACCUACUAAUAAGGACCAGACUAUCAAAAAUUCUCAUGAUUAAAAAGGAACAUAUCAAGAAAUUAAGGGAAAUGAACACAGAAGCAGAAAAACUGAAAUCAUAUUCCAUGCCCAUUGGCAUUGAAUUUCAACGGAGAUAUGCAACGAUUGUUUUAGAGCUUGAACAACUGAACAAGGACCUAAACAAAGUUUUGCAUAAAGUUCAACAGUACUGCUAUGAGCUUGCUCCAGACCAAGGGCUCCAGCCUGCAGAUCAGCCGACAGACAUGAGACGAAGGUGUGAGGAAGAAGCACAGGAAAUAGUUCGGCAUGCAAAUUCCUCAACAGGACAGCCCUGUGUUGAAAAUGAAAAUCUGACAGACUUAAUCUCCAGGCUUACAGCUAUUUUAUUACAAAUUAAGUGUCUAGCAGAAGGAGGAGACCUGAAUUCCUUUGAAUUUAAAUCACUUACAGAUUCACUAAAUGAUAUCAAGAGUACAAUAGACGCUUCUAAUAUCAGUUGCUUUCAGAAUAAUGUAGAAAUUCAUGUUGCACAUAUUCAAAGCGGCCUGAGCCAGAUGGGAAACUUACAUGCCUUUGCAGCAAAUAACACCAACAGAGACUGAAUAGAAGAUUUAAUUAUCCCAACUGCAUAGGACAUUGUUUUUGUGAAGUUCUCUUCCUUUAUAUAGGCUUCCAACACCAAAUAACCUAUCUGCUGGAAAACAAGGAAAAUUUAAAUCUCCAAAUAAGGCAUUUUAAUAUACUUUACUGCUUCUUAAACCAGCAUUGCUGACCAGCGUUAUAUUUAUUUUUCUUUUAUUACUCAGCUGCAGUAGCACUGCUUAUAUUAUAUAUGUUUAUUAGCAAGUAUUUUUAAACUGAAAAUGUCUGAACAUAAUAUAAUUUCAUGGAAGAAUAUGUUGACCAUUUUUUUAAUGUGCAUGAAUUCAGCUCAACCCAGGCAGACAACUACUGCAGUGGAGAACAUGAAGAAACAUGGUCUUUUGUGCAUUAUGCAUGGCAAUGUGGAAAUUCUAUCUAGAAAAUUACAACUCCAGUUCAUUUAGUUGAUCACCACUUCAGUCUUCAAAAGAUAACAUCAUGAGAUAUGGGAAGUCCUCAUUUUUAGGAAGCCACUGGAAUAUAGGUGGGAAAUACGGACUUUACAAGUAUAUAUGAUAUAUACUUGCAAUGUGACAUGGUUCUAUAGAUCAUUUUAUAAUAAUAAAUAUUUUAAUUUAUCAUAAUUUAUAAAAGAAACCUUUGUUGUUUGUCUGUUGAAAGAAAAUGAAGGAGCAGGAAAGAAACAUUACUGCAAGAUGCUAAAUUUCAGCAAAUGGAUUUGGCAUGUCUUUUCCCAUCAAUUCAGGGCAAAAAGUGCUAUUGUUAUGGGAUUUAUUUUCAAAAGACUGAAAACACACUAUUUUCAUAUUUUUUUGUUUAUUUGCACAAUUUGUGAACCAGAUUACUGGUUAAAAUCCAACAGUUACACAAUUUUUAAAGCAAAAAAGUUUUAUAAGGAAAACAAAUAUAAUAUCCAGUGCUAGAAAAUGGAGAAAAAAGGUUUGUAUUUGGUUGUGGGCUUUUUUGGUUUUCGGUUUUUUAAGGAAAACCCUGCCUAAGAUGUUAAUCUUGUAAAAAGUGUGUAUUUGGAAUUUUCUCUGUUUUAAUAUAGAAUAUUAUAAAGUCAAAAUAUAAUAAAUUGUUUUCAGAUUUGGAGUUUAAGAUAUAGCUGUAGAAGUGGCUUUGAUUCUUUUAGAUGUCUCAUAAAAUGAGACUUUUUAUAUGUUAAUGUAUAAUAAAACUGAAACAAGAUUAUUUUCCAUUUGAAAUUUUUGUAUAGUUUAAAAAUGCUUCCAUAUUCUUUGUUGGUAUUGUGCCACUGCAGAACUUUAGUGCAGAGUUUAUAUUUAGCUAAACUGUUACGUUUAAUUAAGAAAAGCAUAAAUCUUUUAUUCUUAAUAUUUGUAAUUCUAAAUAAAU